AUGAAGGCAAGGAACGUACAAAAUGAGAUUAUAAGGAAGAUAAUUGAAAGAAGGAAGGAUAACAGAUAUCAUGGUGAAGGGUUGUUGGGAGUUCUGUUGAGAGGCAGAGGUGAUGAUGAUGAAAGGAGAUACCAACUCAGUGAUUCUCAAGUUGCUGAUAAUCUCAUUGGUGUUAUAUUUGCUGCACAUGACACUACAGCUAGUGUUCUAACAUGGAUUCUAAAGUACUUGCAUGACAAUCUCAAUCUCUUGGAAUCUCUCACUAAAGAACAACAACAAAUACAAAACAAACUAGCUAAGGAAAGUCGUGGACUUUCAUGGGAGGAUACCAGGCAGAUGCCCUUCACUAGCAGGGUAAUUCAAGAGACAUUAAGAAGUGCAAGCAUACUAUCAUUCACAUUUAGAGAAGCAGUGAGAGAUGUUGAGUUAGAAGGUUAUUCCAUUCCAAAAGGUUGGAAAGUUCUUCCACUCUUUAGAACCAUUCAUCAUUCACCUCAUUUCUUCCCUCAACCACACAAGUUCGACCCUUCAAGAUUUGAGGUUCCACCUAGACCAAACACAUAUAUGCCAUUUGGAAAUGGAGUUCAUUCUUGUCCUGGUAGUGAGUUGGCUAAGCUUGAGAUUCUUGUUCUCCUUCAUCAUCUCACUCUUUCAUACAGGUGGCAAGUUGUGGGAAAUGGAGAUGGAAUUCAAUAUGGUCCUUUUCCAGUGCCAAAACAUGGAUUACCAAUAAAUAUAACUCUCAAGAAGAAUUAGAUAUUUACUUUACAUUAACUUGGGAAUUUCAAAUUCGUCAAUAAUUUUUAUUUUUUAUAUUUCUUUUGUUGUUGUAGAUAUUCUUUUCCCAUUUAUAGGUCUUAUUAUGAGACGAUUCUAGCUCUUAUUGGUUACACCAUGCAUGGCCCAUAUAUGUUUACACAUUAUGUCAAUGCAUAAAAAUUGUAUAAAUACAUUUAUAAAUAUGUGAAUAUCAUUUUAAAAAAAUA
Cicer arietinum (chickpea) is the source of this 986-nucleotide messenger RNA. Its product is annotated as abscisic acid 8'-hydroxylase 2-like. Gene Ontology annotation, biological process: sterol metabolic process. NCBI's taxonomy places the organism in Eukaryota, Viridiplantae, Streptophyta, Magnoliopsida, Fabales, Fabaceae. The record is from RefSeq and is a predicted model, not a curated record. Gene Ontology annotation, molecular function: heme binding; iron ion binding; oxidoreductase activity, acting on paired donors, with incorporation or reduction of molecular oxygen.